UAAAUAUAAAAAAUUAAAGUAAGAGCAUAAAAAUCAAUACUGCAAAUAUAAUCCUUGUGUAAACAAUAAUGAUGAGCUGCUUGCUUGACUGAAUAAUAACAAAACAACAACUAAAAUUCUUUGGUAAAAAGCAGAGCAAAGCUAAAUUAAGACAUGAAACUCUCACGAGUGUGUAGCUACUUGCAGCAGCCACUGUUGCUGCUGCUGUUGCUGUUGUUGCAACCUGGCUGCAUUAGCAGCCAGAACAGCAGCCUGCGCGUGAAUACAUACCUCAAGGAUGUGAAUGUGAAUGCGACGGCCGUGGCGCUGCCUUCCAUACAAAGUGCGGGCAAUAUAUGCACACGCGAGGAGCCGUACGUGGAGGUAGUGCAGGUGCCGGAGGUGCAGCCGGUGCGGGUGCGCACGUCCACCUGGUGCUUGGAGAUACCGCCGCGCUGCUCCUCAUACAAGACGGAAAUGCGCGAGGUGAUGAAGGUGCAGAGAGUCAACAAAACGCGCACAGUUCGCUUUUGCUGUCAAGGCUAUGAGGGCAAUCUGUCGGAUAGCCACGCCAGCUGCCGGCCCAUUUGUCGCGGCGGCUGUGGGCGUGGCAAUUGCCUAAUGCCCGAUACCUGCAGCUGCGAGGAGGGCUACACCGGCAAACACUGCACCCAGCGCUGCGAUCACGAUCGCUGGGGACUGGACUGCAAGAAUCAAUGCCAAUGUCAAAAUGAUGCGGUUUGCGACAAUAAGGCAGGCGGUUGCCAUUGCAUUGCCGGCUGGGCGGGUAAAUUCUGCGAGCGGCCGUGUCCAGUGGGCACACAUGGCGUCAUGUGCCGCAAGAGGUGCGAGUGUCCAGGGAAACGCUGUCAUCCACAGACCGGCGAUUGCGCGGCAGAGGAAAGCGCUGGAGCCGUCAAUGUGAGUCACGUUGUGCUGGAGACCAUCAACUCGACCAUGGCAAAUCUGACGCACAAUAUCAACAAGAUUGCCAAUCGCAUUGGCAGCAUGUCCGAGGUCAACCACAUCCAGGCGACGCCCAGUGCCCUGCCAGAGGUCAUACUGAUCAAACAGCCCUUACAGGAGGCCGCGCACACGCCCAAGAUCAUAUUGCACGAAUCGAGCAAUGCGUUGCUGGAGAAUCUACAUACCGCAGCAGCGGCGGGUGUGCCAACACCCGAGGUCAUACAUGUCAUCACAAAUGCCGGCGGCAGUGGCGCGCAGGAGCAUUCGCCUCAGCUGAAUCUGGCCGGUUUCGCUGCCGGCGAAAGUAAUCCCAGUCGCAGCGCCCAUGAUCAAGAUUCCAACCUGCAGAGUACUUUGAUUGUGAUGCUGCUCAUGCUGAUGAUUGUCAUCGCACUGGGCUUCCUCUAUGUCUACAGACGUCAGCACUUGCACAAGGAGGCCGUCGUAUAUAAUGCCAAUGGCACGUUCAGUUCCCCACAGGGGCAUGGCACUGGCCAUGCCAAUCCCGAGGUUGUGAUCAGUGAGUCCGGCGCACUGGGCAAAAUCUUUCAUGGACCGCUGCCAAAGCCUCCUGCCACAUUGGCUUCCAAUCAAUCCCAAACGAACGAGGCAUCCUUGCCUGAAGUAUAUGAUACGCCGAGCAAUAACUCUUCAAUAACUACGCAACCCUAUGCCUAUGCGAGAAAGGAAUCACUUUACUCGGUCAUCUCGCCCAAGUCUCGCAAGGGCAGCCUCGACUCGCAUCUGUAUGACGAGAUACGCUAUCAUCAGCAGCACCACCACCAGCACCAUCAGCACCACCAUCAACAGCAGCAUCCACAACACCAACCACAUGCCUCGCAGCAGCCACGUUAUCAGCAUUCAACCACAGCAACCGCUUUUUUGCCUCCACCCCCGCCACUUCGUCAUGGUCAGUCGCACCACCAACAGCACCACCAGCAUACUAGCACACCGGCUGGCUCUCAUGUUUCGCACUUGAUCAUACCGCCGCAGAACGCCAACUUUCUGCAGGUGCCCAAUCAGAUUACAACUCACAAAAUCGCCCAUUUCUGGAGCGGCGAACAACGAGAGAUGCGCUGGAAUUGUAGCUGGACCGAGCCGCUGUUGCUUAUGCUGCUGGCAGCGACGUUGCCGUCGACGUCGACGCCGACGGCCAGCUUGGCAGCAGUGUCAGCAGCGGGUGUGGAGCUUUACGGCGACAUACACACACCCGGCGAGUUUGAGUCACUUAGUCAAACGCGUCCGAAUCUCUGUCAGCGCGAGCUGCCUGCCAUAUUCUUUCAGACGCACAAGGAGACGCCGGUGCGCGGCAAUGGCUCCAGCAUUUAUUAUCAACGCAUUGAGCAGUGCUGUGAGGGCUAUCGCCCGGAUCCGUACAAUGGACACUGUGUGCCGGAUUGUGGGCACAGUUCGCCGGAUAAUUGCCGCAAUGGCUUCUGUCGCGCAACGGGACGCUGCGAAUGCUUUGCGGAAUUUGUCCGCAACGAGCAGGGUGCUUGCAUACACACCUGCCCGAUUGCCUGCCAACAUGGUCGCUGCUAUCUGAAUGGCACCUGUGCCUGCCAUGCGGGCUACACAUUGGAAGCGGAGACGCGCCUCUUUUGUCGCGCCCACUGCCCCAAGGGCUGUGGCACGCAUGAGCAGUGUGUGGCACCGGACAAAUGCGAAUGCAGCCCGGGCUAUCGACGCAUCCCAGAGCUGGGCUGCCAGCCCAUCUGUGCGCCGGACUGCGGCUACGGCAAAUGCGUGGCACCCAAUGAAUGCGAAUGCAUUCCCGGUUUCAUGAAGCGGCGCCAGCGCAAUGUCUGCGAGGCCGAGUGCUAUCUCAACUGCGAGAAUGGCUUCUGUGAGUCCCGCUUCAAGUGCCACUGCCGUGCGGGCUAUCGCUAUGAUGACAACACCACCAGCUGCCUGCCCGUCUGCCAGGACGAUUGCGGGCAUGGCAAUGGGGUUUGCAUUGCGCCCGGAAUCUGCCGCUGCUUCCAGGGCUACGAGCUGCGGGGCAACAGCUGUGAGCCUAUGUGCGAGGGCUCCUGCGGUUACUAUGGAAAAUGCCUAACGCCCAACGUGUGCGGCUGUGGACCCGAUGAACAGCAUUGCGUAAAUGGCAGCUGCGAUGCCAAUGGGCAUUGCCAGUGCGCCGCCGGAUGGACGCACUUCCUCGGCAAGUGCCUGGAGCCGCAGCAGAUUGAGCAACAACUGAGCAGCCGACAACGACGCAAGGAGCGGGAUGACGAGUUGAAUUACGAGUUUAAUGCGCUGAUUGGACGUUUGUUUAAUUGGUCGUAGGUUUAAGUAACAUUUGAAUAGUGCAAAAAAUAGCGAUAAUUAAACUCGAGUUGAUCAAACAGGCUGACAGCUCUGACGUCCCUUGAUGCCGCUCUUGAUGAAGCCCGGCUUGCAGAUGCAAAAGUUGGGAGCACUGCAGAAGCCAUUGGGGCAGCCCUGGGGACAAUGCGGCUGGCAGAUAUUAGGCUGAUGCUCAUCCAAGACAUAGCCCGGCUUGCACUCGCACUGAUUCUGGCCAAUGCAGACACCAUUCAGGCAGGCUGCAUCACAGUGGGGCACACACGAU
Drosophila montana is the source of this 3520-nucleotide messenger RNA. It is a transcript of the gene NimA, whose product is annotated as Nimrod A. The record is from RefSeq and is a predicted model, not a curated record. The transcript is spliced from 9 exons. Gene Ontology annotation, molecular function: protein binding. Bases 154 to 3234 code for a protein of 1026 amino acids. NCBI's taxonomy places the organism in Eukaryota, Metazoa, Arthropoda, Insecta, Diptera, Drosophilidae.